GCACCCUAUGCCAGGCCAUAGUAGACAAGCAUUCAGCCAAUGCUCAUUCGCUCCAUGCAAGCUCUAGGCUACAAGCUUCCUGCAGAGUGUGCAAUUGGCCAGCUUUGCUCCUCCCCAGCACCGCUCCAAUAUUAGUCUCUGCCCACGGAUGAACAGAGAGCCGCCAGAGUGGUGAGAACAUGGAUGGUGAAGCGGCCCGUGGCCGUGCCUCUCUCCUGCUAUUACUCAUGAUGCUGAUCAGCCUCUGGCCAGACCCCCCAACCGGCCACACUCAGGCCCCACCACGCCUCACGCAGCUCACAGCCCGCCGGGUGAACAGGGUGCUGGGCAGCUCGGCCUGGCUGUCCGUGUCCCUGCCUCCAGGGGCACAGGUGAAGGCAACAGAAUGGAGCUUCGCCGCGGGGCCAAGCAGCGCCAUCGUGGUGGCGGAGUUCAACGACAGGGGGCUGGAGCGGCCAGAUCCCAGUGACCGGUUCCAGCAGCGGCUGGAGGUGCCCAAUGCCACAGCGCUGGGCAUCCGGGCACUGCAGCGGGAUGACAGCGGCAAGUACAGCGCCCGCGUGAAACUGCACCCGGCGGUCGUGGAGGAUUACGACUUCCACCUCGCCGUCUACGAGCCAGUGCCAGCGCCCCGGGUCCACUGCCAGCUUCUGGGCAGCACCCCAGAGUGGUGCAACGUCACACUGCAUUGCCAAGCGCCCAGCCAGGCUGCUGUGAAUGUGACCUGGGGGACGGGCAGCCCACCACGCCCACUGCGAUUUGAGCUGCACCAGCUCUCCGUUGAUGGCCGGAGCCUGCGCCUGGCCCUGCCGCCCAGUGCCUGGAAUGCCACCUACACCUGCAGCAUCAGCAACCCUGCCGACCGGAAAAGCGCCUCCUUCGACCUGCAUGCCACCUGCCUCCGGGAAGACCGAGACACGUCCUCCUCCAAGCCAGGCUAUGUGGUCCUGACUAUCAUCCUGCUGGCACUGAGCAUUGGUGGUGCCGUCUGGUGUUGGCGCUUCAACAAGAAGAAGUCAGCCCAAGCCACUGUGACCUCCCCAGUCCCAGCUGAGCCCAGCUCCUCAGACCCCCAGUACGCAGAAAUCCUGCGGAGGAGCCCUCCGGAGGGCAACGACCAGGCCCUGCGGCACCUGGACGGCACCGCGGAGCGGCGCUCACAGAAGGAAGCACUCGUCACCACCGUGUAUGACCGGAUCCACCUGACCCCAGCAAACGCAGCCGAGGUCACCUAAACCGAGCAACGACCCAGCUGAGUGGGAGCUGCGGGGUCGUUGCCACUCAGCACCCUGGCUCCAGCUCGCCCGGCGUUCUCCUGCCCCAUGGCUCUCCUACCACUUUGUGUUUUGCAACCUUCCCUGUGCCCCCGGAGCCUGCUGGGGAAAAAGGGACUGGAGCUAAGGCAAUGGAGCUGGCUGCGGUGGGAGCAGAGGCUGCAGUUCCUGGGGUGCAAGCCACCGAGAAAAAAGGCCAGAAGGGAGAGGGGCCAGGCUGCACCGGGGGGCACAGCCCAUCCAGAAGGGAUGUCAGCAAAGCAGAGAGCCACGGUCCCCCUCCCCGCGGGGCUGCCAAGUGGAGUGUCAUGGCAGCAGAGGACGGGUCGCAAUGCCUCUCCCCAGCUCUGAACAGGACGUGGCUACAAGAAACCAUUGAUCUCCACGUGCAGGGACCUUGAGCUGCAUUUGUUGUUCAGUGGUGCUCAGCGAGUGGCAACGCAGCAAAGAGAAACAGGACUGAUCCGCUAAUGAGAUCUUUGAUGUGGGGAGGGCCAGCGCUGCCUGGCUCCAAGGUACAGCCCCAGCAAGGGGGAGAGGCAGCUGGAGCAUUAGGGAGGGGAAAAGCUGUCAGGGUAAAGAUAGACAGCUGGAAGGGUGAGCGAGGGGCCUGCUUUGCUGCUGCAGCUGGUUGGGACUGAGGGUGACGGGGCCGGCUGGGGUUGCAACGCAGCGCAAGGCCUGGAAGAAGCAUCCCCGUGAUAUUCCUGGGUGGGUGAAAGGUACGGGGCUGCCUGGGGCUGGUGGAGGAGCAGCCCCAAGCUCACAGGUAUCCCUUCCCAGGACCACAGUAGAUGUGCUGGUGAGCAAAUCAGCAGGGAGGUGCCAGGAGGUGCAUGUUACCAGGUGGAACCUGAUGCAAGAUGUAUUGCCCAUCUGUCAGGAAAUGUACUUUGCUCCGCGUGCACUUCCCUAACAACACCUAGAGCUGGGUUGGGAUGGGAGGGGGUGAGAUCAGUGCCUAGGAAAGGCCUGAGCCUCCCACGGAUGGCAGCAGGCUGCAGCCCUGGGUGAAGCGUCCUGUUGAAAGGUGUAUUGACCAUCUGUCAGGAGAUGCACUUUGCUCACAUGCACUUCCCUAACAACUCUAGAGCUGAGUUGGGAUGCAAGUGGGGUGGGAUCGGUGCCUGGGAAAGGCCUGAGCCUCCCACCGAUGGCAGCAGGCUGCAGCCUGGGGUGAAGCGUGGAGCUGAGCCCUGCCCAGAGCAGCUUUCUGGGGGUCCAAGACCCUCAUCCCCAGCCCUACUCCCUUCUUGCCCUGGGGGGGUGUUACUGCUGUCCAUAAAGGGGGUAUCUCCAUUCCCAUUUCCCUCCAUGUAUCCAGCUAGGCUGGGUGGGGAGUGCUGGUGGUAGGGUUACCCCUCCUGUCCUUGAUCCAGAAAGGAUCUGGCUCUGGGCUGGGACAUGGGGCAUUAUCAGGAUGAAACAAGUGAGGAUGAGUUGGCAGGCAGAUCUCCUGUGAAACGUGUGUGCGUAUGUGUGUGUAUACAUGUGUAUAGACGUGUGUGUGUGUGUGUACAUGUGUGAAGAAAUCACCCCAAACCCCACGUGUCUCAGAGUCCUCUCCUCUUUUCCCCACUUCUGCGAGCACAUGUAGCAAGGCACACAUCUGUUCCCGACGGGGUGUGCCUGUGCAUUCAUGCAAAUAUAAGAAAACUAUGAAAAUUA
Molecule: messenger RNA, 2942 nt
Organism: Alligator mississippiensis (American alligator)
Lineage: Eukaryota; Metazoa; Chordata; Crocodylia; Alligatoridae
Product: natural killer cell receptor 2B4
Exons: 7
Coding region: 180-1235 (351 amino acids)
Source: RefSeq, a predicted model, not a curated record